UGUUGGUCAUAAUUUUAGGGCUCCCCGCGAAGAACAGCUGCUGGCCGCAGCAGCAGGGGGAGAGGGGGGGGGGGACGCGCUCGCUCGCUCGCUCGCUCGCUCGCUCAGUCGGUCGCGUGUGGUCGUCGUUGCCGCCGCGGCCGCCGCCAGCAUGGUGGACAGCAUCUACCGGACCCGCUCGCUGGGCGUGGCGGCGGAGGGGCUGCCGGACCAGUACGCGGACGGCAAAGCGGCGCGCGUCUGGCAACUUUACAUCGGCGACACGCGGAGCCGCACCGCCGAGUACAAGAGCUGGCUGGUGGCGCUGCUGCGGAGCCAGCGCUGCCAGACGGUGCUCGACGUGGCCUGCGGGACCGGUGUGGACUCCAUUAUGCUGGUUGAGGAAGGAUUCUCUGUUACCAGCGUGGACGCCAGUGACAAGAUGCUCAAAUACGCUCUGAAGGAGCGGUGGAAUCGUCGGAAAGAGGAAUCUUUCGACAAGUGGGUCAUUGAAGAGGCAAACUGGCUCACCCUGGCACAGGAUCUGCCGAAGCCUGGUGAUGGUUUUGAUGCUGUUAUCUGCCUUGGAAAUUCCUUUGCACAUCUCCCAGACUUCAAGGGUGACCAAAGCGUUCAUAAACAGGCUCUUAAGAAUAUUGCCAGUAUGGUGCGUCCUGGCGGCAUCCUUGUAAUUGAUCACCGUAACUAUGACUACAUUCUGGAAACAGGCUGUGCACCACCAGGGAAGAACAUCUACUACAAGAGUGACUUAACUAAGAACAUCACCACAUCUGUACUCCUCGUCAACAAUAAACCGAGUAUGGUGACACUGGACUAUACAGUGCAGGUGCCUCCCGAAGGGAAUGAUGGAAGCCCAGAAUUUAGUCAGUUCCGUCUUUCAUACUACCCUCACUGCUUGGGACCCUUCACAGAACUUCUGAAAAAUGCACUACAAGGCCAGUGUGAACACAGCGUCCUGGGGGACUUCAAACCUUACAAGCCAGGCCAGGAAUACACGCCAUGCUACUUUAUUCAUGUGGUGAAGAAAACUGGAUGAGAAUUGUUCUAGAGAAUUCUGGGGCCUCUUGUCCACAGCUGGAAUGGCCAUUUGCUACUCCAACCAUGUUUAAAUGAUAAUGAAUAUGUAUAGAAUGUGCCUGAAUCAGAAGACGGGAAACUGGAAGGAUCUUUCCUCCUCCAUCUCCCUUCCCCAAAGGGGCCAAUAUAGUAAAUCUGCUUUAGGGACUGGAGGAGCUGUUUCUUAAUUGGUGACCUCUGAGAGAAAGAGAUGGGGAUGAUCUGCAUCUGAAUUGUAUGCCAAGUUUUAUUACUGGUUAAACUGUAUUUUUCUGUC
Messenger RNA from Sphaerodactylus townsendi, 1333 nucleotides. RefSeq names its product glycine N-methyltransferase (gene GNMT). Bases 152 to 1036 code for a protein of 294 amino acids. The transcript has 6 exons. Gene Ontology annotation, cellular component: cytosol. NCBI's taxonomy places the organism in Eukaryota, Metazoa, Chordata, Lepidosauria, Squamata, Sphaerodactylidae. Gene Ontology annotation, molecular function: identical protein binding; glycine binding; glycine N-methyltransferase activity. Gene Ontology annotation, biological process: one-carbon metabolic process; regulation of gluconeogenesis; protein homotetramerization. The record is from RefSeq and is a predicted model, not a curated record.